Molecule: messenger RNA, 1361 nt
Organism: Sphaeroforma arctica JP610
Lineage: Eukaryota; Ichthyosporea; Ichthyophonida
Exons: 6
Source: RefSeq, a predicted model, not a curated record
AGAAUAUCCCGGGUGAGGAUGCUCCGGCUCUGACUUGCCAGCGUCUCCCAGUCCGUAGUGAGGCGGUAACAUACCACGAUGGCCACUACAGUUUUUUGGAUAGUCAUCGCAACCUGCGUUUGCUUAACAAGGGAGCAACUCUGUUCGCAUUCUGCUGUAAGCCCGGCGAAGCACUCAAUAAAGCCGAGCUUGAAAUCGUGGACAGCGUCAUCAACAUCACCGGAUUCGAAAAUGAGGUGGAAGACAAUAAUGUUCCAGUGGUGGAUAUAUAUGAUGGAACGGAAGCUCAACUAUACACUGUUAUAAUCACUAAGGUUCACUAUCUUCUGAAAGACAUCACUUUGGCCGAGAUUACACCCCAAUUCUUGGCGAGUUUCGAAUAUCACAAAGCUUGCCAACCUGGCGGGCCGAAGAUCUGGGAUGAAGUACCUGAUGACACCACGUUUCGCAUCACGAAAACCCUCAUCCCGAUGGUGUAUGACAUGACUAUACAAUUCAAAGUUCACGAAGUUAACGACUCCGACGAUCUAGAGAAACUGUCUAGUCUCGAACCAAGUAUGUUGAUCGAUAGGGUCAUUAUACUAGAGCGAAGUAAGCGAUCGAAAAACAAAACGGACGCCACCCGCAAGGCCAAGUCGAUUUUGAUCUAUCAGGAAGUAUCUGGAGGCGUCCAUUGCAUGAACAUCACCGUGGGGCUGAAUACGUCAUUGCCUUCAUUUAUCACUCCUUUCAUCGACGGAUUCGGAAGUUUUGGCAGUGCGGAGGCGUCGCAAACUGCCGCUCUAACACGAACUUACCUAAGGAAACGAGCGAUCGCUGCAGGUCGCAAGGCGUCAAUGGCCAGCAUGAACGACGAACUGCAAGGUGUGCGCCUAGACAGCAAAAGUUCAGAGAACACAGGAACAGAGGAGCACGACACUCACGGUGCUGCGAAGGUGACGGUAGAGGUGACGGGCGCCGACGGGAAUACCAAUAACAAUUCAGAUGAACAGAAUGGCAAAGGCAACGUCCAGAGAAGUCGCUCCCCAGAGUUAUCGGAGGGUUAUAAUACAGCAGAUAAUGCAACAAGUUCGUCCUCGGAUGAUUUCGACUCAGCUUCUGAGGGCGAUCGCUCACCCGAGCCGAAUACACCAUCUGAAGCACAAUGAAAGUGGCAAUGUAAUCUACGUUUAGUUUUGGUGCGUUUAACUGUCGAUAUUUAGGUUAUCUAGUAGAGUCAUCUGCGAGACAUUCAUGGCGUAAUUUGGUAUUUCAGGCGUAACUAUGAUAGUACUGGGACAGGCUUAUGAGUUUUGAUUAAAGUCGGUUCGAUUGGUCGAACCAACGAUAACAUAUCACACAACGUCAUUUCGACUUCUGAC